This is a messenger RNA of Exophiala viscosa, 567 nucleotides long. RefSeq lists its product as uncharacterized. The transcript has a single exon. Gene Ontology annotation, molecular function: rRNA binding; structural constituent of ribosome; snoRNA binding. Lineage: Eukaryota; Fungi; Ascomycota; Eurotiomycetes; Chaetothyriales; Herpotrichiellaceae. Gene Ontology annotation, biological process: ribosomal small subunit biogenesis; rRNA processing. The coding region runs from base 1 to 567 and encodes 188 amino acids. The record is from RefSeq and is a predicted model, not a curated record. Gene Ontology annotation, cellular component: Mpp10 complex; small-subunit processome; small ribosomal subunit.
AUGGUCCGCAAACUCAAGCACCACGAACAGCGUCUUCUUCGCAAAGUCGACCUCAUCACCUACAAGUCCGACGGUGAUAAUCACCGCGAAGCCGCCGUCCGACGACGCUACCAUCUCACCCACCCACUCGACUACAGCAAAUACAAUGUCCUCUGCGGCCGAUUACGCCAACUAGCACACCAACUUUCCAACCUUGAUCCGGCAGACCCUUACCGCGUCGAAAUGGAAACCGUCAUGCUCGAAAAGCUGCACCAGACAGGCAUCCUAAAACAAAAUCGUGGCCAGGGCGCCGGGCUAAGCAAUGUCGAGAAGGAUGUGACGGUGUCCGCCCUCUGUCGACGGAGGCUGGGCGUCCUCAUGGUCCGGAUCGGAAUGGUCGAGAACAUCAGCACCGCCCACAAAUUCAUCGAGCAAGGGCAUAUACGUGUCGGUACCGAAGUCGUGACGGAUCCGGCGUUCUUGAUCUCUAGAGGCAUGGAGGAUUUCGUCACAUGGGUCGACGGAAGCAAAGUCAAGAGACAGGUCCUACAAUAUCGUGAGAAAUUGGACGAUUUCGACUUGCUAUGA